GAUCAACAUCUUUGUUCUCCGAAAAUUUAAUAAACGACCUAAACAUAAUUACCCAUGAAAACGUCACCCAACUAAAUACAAUAAUAAACAGAAUGGGAAUGGAACGAGAAACUCAAGAAGAAUGGAUCUCGGCUAUAAAAGAACAAUUAAAGGACUUUUAUGCUUGCGUCACUGAAGAUGCAGUACUUCUCGAAGAAAAACUCACAUCAAAAAUCGAAAAAUUACUAAUUGAAUCAGAAAGAUUAUGCAAGCUGUUACAAACAAAAAUGCCUCAAUACGGAUCAAAAAACUUAUCAUUUUAUGAGGAACAUAAACUCCUCAAGAAACACGUUGAAGAGCUUCAAAAUAUCGUUUCGGCCAGAACGCGUGAAUUAGAAUUAUUAAAAUCGCGAGAAUUAUCUUUGUGCAAAAACUUGGGUGUUGAGGUUAAACCAAUUAAAGACUCCCCUUUACCGAAUGAAUCCGAACUUGAAGACAUCAACGAUUACAUUAAAUCUUUAGAGCUUGAAAUAUUUAAACGCGAAGAGCGUUAUAUGCACAUAAAGUGUAAAAUUAUGGACUUAGGAGCUCAUCUUGAAAUUAAACCUUCCUUGGAUCUUGAGCGCAUCGUUUUAUCUGAUGAUACUCACUUUCAAGUUAGUGAUGAAAACAUGAAAUGGGUUCAAAAUUAUUACGUUUCGUUGCAACAACAAUAUGACGAUAUGAAAGAUGAUAUUGAAAGUUUGCGGGAAAAGGUUGGAUCUUUGUGGACGAUGUUAUCUGAAGAUAUUCAAUUGUGCAAUGAGUUUAUUGAAAAACAUAGUGGGUGCACAUACUCAGUUUUGAAAGCUUGGAAAGCGGAGUUUAAAAGAUGUGAUGAAUUAAAGAAAGCUAAUAUACAGAAAUUCAUUGAAAGAUUACGUAAUCAGCUGUGCGAUCUUUGGGAGAAAUGUCACAUGACUAAUUCAGAGCGGGAAGAAUUCGUUUAUUAUCGCUGUAUGAUAUAUACCGAAGAUUUACUUUCCUUCCACGACAUUGAAAUACAAAAAUUGGAGAAAUAUUACAACGAUAAUCGCGAAACAUUUUCAUUGUUAGAACGUUGGCAAGAAUCUUGGAACAAAAUCGUGCAAUUAGAAGAAAAGGCAUCAGCCCCCGGUCGCUUCAAAAACCGCGGGGGAACUUUAUUGCAAGAAGAGAAAGAACGCAAUGCCCUCCAAAAAAGAAUUCCAAAAUUCGAAGAGCGCCUAAUUGAAUUAGCCAAUAACUAUAAAAUGCGAACAGGGCACAACUUCUUAUCAUGGGGCGAAAAAAUAGAAGAUUUAAUUUCAAAAGCCCACAACGAUUACAAAAUUGAAAAGGACAUCAAACUUAGCGCUAGGAAACAACAAAAAGGACUUACACCUGGGGGAUCAACGCUUUGCUUAACAUCCGCUGUAAGCGGGAGCAGAUUACGUUUGGAUAUGAUUACUCCGAAAUCAGCGAGUAAACGCCCUCCACGAACGGCACUUUUUUCUGGUAGUAACAAAAAGCCGAAAGUAACUCCUAAUAAAUUGGCCGUGCCGUUAAUUCAAAUUAACGAACAAGUUGUAAAGCGUCGUUCUAGAACAUCUAUGGAACGACAAAAAUGUUUGCGUAAGAUUAGAAACAUUGCGACGGGGAUUAAAAAAAGGGAGGAGAUGAAAUUAAAUACCACUUUUGUGGAUUACGAUAUAUUCACUGGGGAAUUACAAGGAGAUCAUCGAAGUACUUGUGUAUUUGAAAAUACAUCCAAACCAACCCAAGCCCCUUCAAAUUAAUAAUCAGAUUAUUUUUAGUUUGUCAGCAAUAUUUUUUACAUUUCAUUAUUAGUAGGUCCUUUAAUUUGUUUAUUUUAACUUUUAAGAUUAGAUUUAAUAAUUUUAUUUGUAUUGUGAGAAUAUAUGGAUUAUUAGCGUUUAUUUGUUAUCAGAAGUGAAAUAUUUAGAGUUUAACAUAGCUUAAUAUUUAAAAUUAACCAUAUCAUAAAAGCUUAUUAAUACACUAAUCAAAAUACACAGAUUAAUAACUUUAAAGUUAACUAAACGCAUUCAUGGAGAUCAAUUGUAACUUUAAAGUUGCAAAUUUGUGUACUAAUUUUUAUAAUAUAAACAGUAUAAGAAUAUUAUAAAGUAACUAAACA
Messenger RNA from Onthophagus taurus, 2137 nucleotides. The record is from RefSeq and is a predicted model, not a curated record. Lineage: Eukaryota; Metazoa; Arthropoda; Insecta; Coleoptera; Scarabaeidae.